CGCCCAUAAAUGAGCGGAUAAAGACCGGACCUCACGCUUGAAGCAGAGUUUCUCCACGGAUCAGGAUGAAGGAAGGCGGCUGGAAACUGACCCUGGCUGUUCUGGUGCUGUUGGUCAGCACACACGCAGACGCCUUGUUUUCGUGCCACAUGAAAGACUUCAUUAAGGCGGUGCAGCAGGUGGAGGAUGAGAACCCUGAGCUGGAGGCGGUGGAGGUGCUGAGGAUGCUGCGCCGGACCGCCCACCUCAAUGACGCCUUCGUUCAGCACUUUCUUCCAGACGCUGGCUCCAGCGGUCCUGAGCUGGACGCCGACCUCUCUGGUUACCUUCAGAGGGCUGUGCAGCACCGAGUGCUGGAGGGAGCCAGGGAAGAGGGCGUGGUUCUGGCUCCCGAUGGGAUGACGGUGGCCGUGGGUCCGCUACUCCUGGGCAUCGAGGCUGGUUUCCUGUCCACGAUUCCCGGCCGCGUUCCGGGACUCUACCAGCUCACUCUGGCUGGAGAUCUUGGCGUUUCUAUUAGACGGCGUUCUGAGAACGGCGAGCCUCUUGGAAUAGAUGGCUGCUGGGACAACCUGACCGCGCCUCAGGUUUUCACGCUCUCGGACACAGCAUCCACACUCACUGCAGCUCAGGUCCACGGGGGCAUGGAUGGGGUGAUUCUGGGAAAAGAAGUUUCUGCCAAAGCAGGAGAGUCUGUGAAGCUCAGCAGCCUCCUCACAGACUACUACCUCCACCAGCUGGACGCCAAAGGAAUGGACGGCGCACCUCGCCUCAUCAGCCGUCGCCGCAGGGAGCUCUUCAAAAUCCUGGUGGCUCCUCCAGUGCUGAUCCGGCAGGUUGCAAAAUCCAUGGAGCUGCGGGAGAAACUGGAGGGCCGCGUGAAGAUGGAGGUCCGGCAGAAGAGGCGGCUGAUGGCUGCGGUGAAGGAGACCAUGAAGGAGUUUGUCCACGUCUUCAUGGAGUGCCCCCCCAUCAUUGCUCGCUGUACGUGGGGGGCGGCUCCCUACAUAGGAACCCCCACCAUGCUGUCUCUGCCACUGACCUACCUGUUCAUCCACCACACCGCCAGCCCGAGCCAACCCUGCCUGACCUUUGAGCAGUGCUCAGCGGACAUGCGCUCCAUGCAGCGCUUCCACCAGCAAACCAACGGCUGGGAUGACAUCGGAUACAGCUUCGUGGCCGGCUCGGAUGGAAACAUCUACGAGGGCCGUGGGUGGAAGUGGCAGGGGGCCCACACCGGGGGCUACAACUCCAAGGGCUACGGCGUCUCCUUCAUCGGAGACUACACCUCCACCCUGCCCAGCCAGCACGCCAUGGCACUGGUGAGGGAUCAGCUGGCGUCCUGUGCCGUGGCAGGUGGGCAACUUGUGUCCUCCUACAUCCUGAAGGGGCACAGACAGAUGGUGAGCACAGAAUGCCCCGGGAACAUCUUCUACAAGGAGAUCACGACAUGGGAACACUAUCAGCCAUGAUGGCGACUCGCUUCAACCUAAAGAAGAAGCAAAACAAGAUUCUUCUUCACAAUAAAAGCUUGCUCUUCCUCUCA
Oryzias latipes (Japanese medaka) is the source of this 1546-nucleotide messenger RNA. RefSeq names its product peptidoglycan recognition protein 6 (gene pglyrp6). Gene Ontology annotation, biological process: peptidoglycan catabolic process. Gene Ontology annotation, molecular function: N-acetylmuramoyl-L-alanine amidase activity; zinc ion binding. The record is from RefSeq and is a predicted model, not a curated record. NCBI's taxonomy places the organism in Eukaryota, Metazoa, Chordata, Actinopteri, Beloniformes, Adrianichthyidae.